Scedosporium apiospermum is the source of this 267-nucleotide messenger RNA. RefSeq lists its product as uncharacterized. The record is from RefSeq and is a predicted model, not a curated record. Gene Ontology annotation, biological process: spliceosomal snRNP assembly; mRNA splicing, via spliceosome. Bases 1 to 267 code for a protein of 88 amino acids. Gene Ontology annotation, molecular function: RNA binding. The transcript has 2 exons. Lineage: Eukaryota; Fungi; Ascomycota; Sordariomycetes; Microascales; Microascaceae. Gene Ontology annotation, cellular component: U1 snRNP; catalytic step 2 spliceosome.
AUGAGUUUCGCCCCCGUCAACCCUCGGCCUAUGUUGCAAGGCCUCAUCAACAAGCCGAUCUUCGUGCGUCUAAAGUGGGGUGAGACGGAGUACAAGGGCACCCUCGUGUCGGUGGACAGCUACAUGAAUCUACAGUUGGAUGGCGCGGAGGAGUACAUUUCGGACAAGUCUACGGGCACACUAGGCUCGGUUCUUAUCAGGUGCAAUAACGUACUAUGGGUGCGCGCCGCGGAUGAAAAGGACAAGGACGCGUCGAUGACGGGAUAG